Messenger RNA from Colletotrichum costaricense, 2262 nucleotides. RefSeq lists its product as uncharacterized. The record is from RefSeq and is a predicted model, not a curated record. The transcript has 2 exons. Lineage: Eukaryota; Fungi; Ascomycota; Sordariomycetes; Glomerellales; Glomerellaceae. Bases 1 to 2262 code for a protein of 753 amino acids.
AUGGCAGAGGAAAGACAGGCGCACUUCACCAAGAGAAUCCAAGAGGUCCUAGGCCACGACGGAAUCGCAAAAGAUGUACGUAUCGACAAGAAGAACAAGAAGGUCAAGACGUCCGCGGGCGACCUGCCCAUCUCGCCCGUCAUGGACCCCGUGUGGAUGGAUGUACGCACGAGGUACCGGACACCCAAGCCCAGACCGAAAUCCAAGAGCGACAAGGUCCGGGAUUAUUCUUUGUCUUCGUCUAGGGCGGCACCGAGGAAACACAAGUAUAAGAUUAGGAUGGGCAAAGACAAGAAGACGCGGAGCCCAAGGCUCAUUGUCAUGAACAAGUUGCCCAACGGGGGCAGGUUCCGCGUCAAGUUGGAACAGAACCCGUACGUACAUGCUCUCGCCUCGCCUGUCCGAUUCUGCCCCGUUACGGGGACGUCUCUGCCGAAAUACUUUCUUCAAAACUUCAAGGCUGUUACGAAUCCGGACACCCAGGGGCACUGGUUUAUACCAGGCGACGUUGAAGUAUCGUGGACACAUAGAGACGCCAUGGAAGAGGAGCUUAGACAGCUUGAUGAUCUGGAGAAUCGGCCAGAAAAGCUUGCCGAUGUGGGAAAUGGUGCUAUUAAACAGGGGAAGGACGAUUCGAAAGAGUUCAAUGAAGUGAAUGGCGAACCGAGGAAAGCUUUCAAAGGGGAGGACGAAUCCAAAAAGCAGAGCGAAAAAGAGCCCCAAACCCUUAACACUGCAGUAGACGACUUUGAGCAGCAUUUCACAAACGUAAUCGGAUCCGAGAAGAACGCCAAAAAGGAAAAGAGCCGCUCUGGAGCCGUAUCCCUUCCUCCCACCCCCCAGAAACAAUCCCCCGAGGACCCCAUUGCAAAACAAAAAGAAACAGACCAGCUCCUCCUCAAAUCCCCCUCCGCCUACGUCGUCUCCCGCAAACCCGUCAUCGACUCCAUGGCAGGCAAACGCGGCAAACUUCCCUUCGGCGACGGCUGGCGCACCCUCCUCGGCAGGAACCCAAAGGUCAUGAACUCGGAUAUCCCCAAACGCCUCGUCUGGCGCCAGGACAUGGGCGACUUUGUUCUAGAGAACCUGCGCAAGAAUAUCAUGAAGUACGUCACUUGGCACGUCGAGGCGGGCGAAGGGCGUAGCUCGUGCAUCCAGCCCCUCGAGACGUGGGAAGAUGUCCACGACGCGCAGAAGCGGAGCUGUUUGCUGUGGUAUGACGAGGCCAAUAUCCCCGCGAGGGAGAGUCGGUGGGAUGAGUGGAUGAAGGAGGGGAAGGUAAAGCCGUUUGCGACCUACGACGUCCCGGACGCAAAGUACGAAAAGAGUCUGCCCAUCUACGACAUCGGGCGGCUCAUGGGGCCAAAGUACCUCGCGAAGCUGCGGGAGAUACCCGUGUUCCGCGAGCGCUCGCUCUUCGUCGUCAAGAAGAAGCGGUCGAUUCCGCUGCAGCUGUACCUAUGGAAGCUGCAGGCGUACAUGGCCGAGUAUCCAUCCGCGGAAAAGGUCGCCGAGGUAUCUGCGGAGAAGAGGAGGCUCGAUAGGAAGAGGAGGGAGGAGGAGCGCCAGGAGGAGCUUGUACAGGAGCAAUUCAGGCUGGAGGAGGAGGCGAGGGAGGGGUAUAUACGGGCCAAGGCUGAGCGGGCGAGAAUAAUCCAGGAGAGAAUCCAGCGGGAGAUGCAAGGCUUCGAUGAACCCAGGGAUAAGACGGCAGAGGUCGGGGCAGAACGCGGAGUCGGGUUUGGGAGCAGCAGUACAACCAUGCCAAGGUCUAUAGCGGCGGCCACGAGCUCGGCCGACUUCACUGCUCAGCUCACGGCGAUACCACGAGCCGUGUCCUCACCCAGUGCUUGGAACAGCGCCGCCAUCAAGCCCAUACCUACGAUCAAAGUCGACAGGAAGGCUGAAGCCCCUAAAUGGCCCACAAUCAAAGCCAAAGUGAAAGCCACACCUAGGCGCUCAACCAAAGAUGUAGCCACGCCCAUGACUGCAGCCGACUUCACUGCCCAGCUCAUGGCGACACCCAAGGUCGGUUCUGGAUCUGGCUCUCGGGGCAAUUCUGCCGUCAAGUCGGUAGCCCCCGCCAAGAUCGUUAACAAGGUCGGUUUGACUUCACCUUUGGCCGAAGUUGAAGGCGGAUCUAAGCCUCAGCGUGUCGCUACGACAGCCGAGACUACACCCAAGGCCGAUGUCAAAGGAGCAUCGGAACCCAAAGCAGAAGUCAAGAAGCCAAAGGUGAGAUCAGUCAAGCCGCGCUGGUAG